CCUCGUAGAAAAAAUCACAGAUGAAGGAAGCGGCUAACGAUGGCUUACUCAAAGGCUGUCUUAGUGCUGGAAAACUUUAUAGGUGGCAAAUUUGUUCCUUGUUCCUCCUACAUAGACUCCUAUAAUCCGUCCACCGGAGAUGUCUAUUGCAGGGUGCCAGACAGUGGCAAAGAAGAGGUGGAAGCUGCUGUCAAAGCUGCCAAAGAUGCCUUCCCAAUUUGGUCCUCAAAAAGUCCAUUGGAAAGAUCUCAGAUCCUGAACAAAUUGGCAGACCUGAUUGAACAUGACCUGGAAGUAUUUGCACAAGCAGAGUCAAAGGAUCAGGGAAAAACUAUUACGUUUGCUAGAACAGUGGACAUCCCUCGGGCCGUGUACAACUUCCGAUUCUUUGCCUCUUCCAUCCUUCAUCACACAACAGAGUGCACCGAGAUGGCAACCAUGGGCUGCGUGCAUUACACCUCGAGGGCACCCGUGGGAGUUGCUGGUUUAAUCAGUCCCUGGAAUUUGCCACUAUAUUUGUUGACCUGGAAAAUAGCUCCUGCCAUUGCGUGUGGAAAUACUGUGGUUGCCAAGCCAAGUGAGAUGACAUCUGUCACGGCUUGGAUGAUGUGCAAACUCUUGGAGAAAGCAGGAGUACCCCACGGGGUGGUGAACGUGGUGUUUGGAACGGGCGCCAAGGCAGGAGAAGCCCUCGUCUGCCAUCCCGACGUGCCUCUGAUCUCCUUCACGGGAAGCACGCUGACGGCCCAGCGGAUCACGGAGAAAAGUGCUCCGCACUGCAAACGGCUUUCGCUGGAACUGGGAGGCAAAAACCCCGCGAUCAUCUUUGACGAUGCCGACUUGACCCAAUGCAUCCCCACCACCCUGAGGUCCAGCUUUGCCAACCAGGGUGAGAUCUGUCUCUGCACCUCCAGGAUCUUUGUUCAGAGGGGCAUAUACAGUGAGUUUUUGAAGAGGUUUGUGGCAGAGGUAAAGAAGUGGAAGGUUGGGAACCCCUCAGAUCCUACAGUCGACAUGGGAGCGCUAAUAAGUAAAGAGCAUCUAGAAAAGGUAAGGAGCUAUGUGAAGAAAGCCCAAGCUGAAGGAGCCAGGGUCCUCUGCGGAGAGGGAGUGGAUUCCUUGGCUCUCCCAACUGGCAACCAGAAAGGCUAUUUCAUGUUGCCCACAGUUAUUGCUGAAGUCAAGGAUGAAUCUUGUUGCAUGCAAGAAGAGAUCUUUGGUCCUGUGACGUGUGUGGUAGCAUUUGAUACAGAAGAAGAAGUGAUUGAAAGAGCCAACAGUGUGAAAUACGGCUUGGCAGCCACUGUGUGGUCCAGCAGUGUGGGACGUGUUCAUCGGGUGGCACAAAGACUGCAGUCUGGAUUGGUGUGGACCAACUGCUGGCUUGUUAGAGAUCUGAAUUUGCCAUUUGGUGGGAUGAAAGCCUCAGGCAUAGGAAGGGAGGGAGCAAAGGAUUCCUACGAGUUCUUCACUGAGGUCAAAACCAUCACAAUAAAGCACUGACGUAUGACAAUAAAAGUAUUUUAGGGUAAAAUAAAUGACAGUAAUUUG
Messenger RNA from Fulmarus glacialis (Northern fulmar), 1551 nucleotides. RefSeq names its product aldehyde dehydrogenase 8 family, member A1 (gene ALDH8A1). Gene Ontology annotation, molecular function: retinal dehydrogenase (NAD+) activity. The transcript has 7 exons. The record is from RefSeq and is a predicted model, not a curated record. Gene Ontology annotation, biological process: retinoic acid metabolic process. NCBI's taxonomy places the organism in Eukaryota, Metazoa, Chordata, Aves, Procellariiformes, Procellariidae. The coding region runs from base 40 to 1503 and encodes 487 amino acids.